AUGAAGACAAUUAGUAAUUCAUCUGGUAGUAAAUAUGCAGUGACCCAAAAGAGACUCCUUGGUGCUCUAAACAAAGGUUUACUUUUGGAUACUCCUGGAUGCCAAAUACCAAGAUUAGAUCCUUUCGAUCCUUCUGUAAAGUGGCUAAUAAAGAAAAAGAAGCCAUUUAUUUGUUAUGGCAAAAAGAUAUUUUUAUUUGGUCAAGAAAACGGUUAUGAAUUUAUAAAAAUUAAGUGUUCACUUGGCAAGAAACGGCUGACGCAGUUCCUUCCUUUAACCCCCCUGAAGCCAACUUUGAAAGAAACUAGUGCCAACGAAACAUCAAAACUAAACAUUAUACUAUUAGCCAUUGAUUCAGUAUCAAAGUUGAAUUUUUUAAGGCAUUUUCCACUCACUCAAAAAGUUUUGAAAAAAAUUUCACCGUUUGAGCUGCAUGGAUAUACAAAGGUAGGAGACAAUACGUUUCCAAAUAUGAUUCCAUUUCUGUCAGGAAAGUCUGUUACUGGAAAUAUUAAAAUAAGAAACAUUUACUACGACAACUUAGAUAUAAUCUGGAAAAGGUUUGCAACCCUCAACUACACUACUUACUAUGCAGAAGAUAACCCUAAAACCGGAACCUUCAACUACUUGAAGAAAGGAUUUCGGGUUCCUCCAACUGAUUACUAUUUCAGACCUAUGGCGCUGGCCUUGGAGAACUCGCAACUAAGAAGAAAUAGAUUCUGCUUCAACUCUCAACUUGAUGUCGAUAUAAUGUAUGACUACCUAAGAAACUUUGUUCAAACAAUGAACAACAGAGCUUUCUUUGCAUUUAAUUUUAUAUCUACUAUGAGUCACGACGAACUAAACACAGUUGGGUUUUCAGACUAUCCAACGUCUAAGUUACUGCACAGCCUCUGGAAAGCAGGUACGUUUAACAAAACUGUACUCAUUUUUUUCAGUGACCACGGAAUAAGAUUUGGGAAAAUUAGAGAAACUUACAUCGGUAAGUUUGAAGAACGAAUGCCAUUUAUUUACAUACAUCUUCCAGACUCUUUUCUGUCUAAAAACCCACAUGUUGCUACCAAUCUUCGUGUGAAUCAAGAGAGACUCACUACACCAUUUGAUAUUCAUGCCACACUUUUACACAUGUGGACAGUGUUAAAGACGCGUUCGAAUACCGUGGGCACAGAUCCCUUUAAAACAAAAAAUGGAGUGAGUUUGCUCAGUGAAAUUUCUGAAAACAGGACUUGCGAAGAUGCUCAUAUUUUACCUCACUGGUGUGUGUGUCAAACGUUUCACCCAGUUUCGAAUGAUGGAGAAGAAGCUGUCAAUUGUGCCUUAUCAGUUGUAGAGGAAAUGAAUGCUAAAUUGAGCAAGUACAAAACCGAGUGCGCUGAGCUAAAGCUGCAAAAUAUCUUAAGUGUAAUACUUCGAUUGCCAAAUGAACGAGUAUUACGUUUCAUCGGUGAUCACUAUAAUAAGGGAAAGCCAUAUGUUGAGUAUGGGGAAAAGAUAAACACAGUCGAUGAUUAUGUUGUGACACUAAGCACCUAUCCUAGCGGAGGAAUUUUCGAAGGUACUGUGCGCAAUUCAGAGAAAGGUGUCUACAACGUUCUUGGAAUUAGUAGAAUAAAUGCUUACGGAAAUCAAUCUGUGUGUAUCGACGAUCAAGAACUGCAAAUAUUUUGCUAUUGCACACUUCGAUAG
Uloborus diversus is the source of this 1686-nucleotide messenger RNA. RefSeq lists its product as uncharacterized. The record is from RefSeq and is a predicted model, not a curated record. The transcript is spliced from 3 exons. Lineage: Eukaryota; Metazoa; Arthropoda; Arachnida; Araneae; Uloboridae. Bases 1 to 1686 code for a protein of 561 amino acids.